This is a messenger RNA of Ciona intestinalis (vase tunicate), 1694 nucleotides long. Lineage: Eukaryota; Metazoa; Chordata; Ascidiacea; Phlebobranchia; Cionidae. The record is from RefSeq and is a predicted model, not a curated record.
GUUUUACUCGUUUAGGUUACAUUGGUCUGCAGGCGAGUGGUUGAAAUAAAAAUGACUGGAUUAAGUGCGAUCCCAUCUAUUUCUGAAUUGGUGAAGCGAGCCAAGGCCGAAUUCACCGCUCAAUUCCCGGGAUAUGAACCAACCGUUGUUACUUGUGCACCCGGCCGAGUAAAUUUAAUCGGAGAACAUACUGAUUACAACGAUGGAUUUGUUUUUCCAAUGGCACUGCCUUUGGUUACCAUCAUGGCGGGGUGUAUUGAUUCAUCAUCUUCCCAAAUCACCGUGGCAACCACUGCUCAAACAACGGACGAACCUAGAGUUGUUCAGUUUGAAUCUCCUAAACCUGGAUUACCCCUUACACCUGGAAAGCCAACAUGGGCGAAUUAUGUAAAAGGGGUGGUCCAAUGCUUUAAUUUGGCUUCCAUUCCUGGUUUCAAAGCUGUGUUGGUAAACAGCGUUCCAGUUGGAGGUGGAGUGUCAAGUUCUGCGUCAUUAGAAGUUGCUGUGUAUACCUUCCUUGAAGCAAUAACAGAAGUCUCUGCACCAGUUCUUCAAACCAAAGCCUUGUCUUGUCAAUCAGCUGAACACAAGUUUGCAAACAUGCCAUGCGGGAUAAUGGAUCAGUUCAUAUCCGUUAUGGGUAAAGCUGGUCAUGGCCUGCUUAUAGACUGCAGAUCCAUGGAGUCCACCCUGAUACCAAUUGAUGAUCCAGAUGUUUCUGUUCUUGUGACAAACUCAAAUGUUCGACACGAACUCACAGGAAGUGAAUAUUCUGAUAGAAGACGACAAUGUUAUGCGGCUGCUGAGAUUAUGAAAGUGAAAAGCCUCCGCAAAGCUACAAUGAAAAACUUGGAAGACCAUAAAGAUAAAAUGGAUAACAUUACAUUUCAAAGAGCAAGACAUGUGAUUGGAGAGAUAAAUCGAACGAUGGAUGCAGCUGAUGCUCUUAAACUCGGAAACUACAAAUUGUUUGGUGAACUGAUGAUAGAAAGCCAUAAUUCACUCCGAGAUGAUUAUGAAGUAAGCUGUAACGAGGUAGAUGAGUUGGUUGACAGUGCACUUGAAUGUCCUGGCGUGUACGGAAGCCGCAUGACGGGCGGUGGGUUUGGUGGAUGCACAGUCACACUCGUUAAAACUGACAAAGUGGAAGCGGUUGUCUCACAUAUGCAGGCAAAAUACUCGGGAAACGCCACUUUCUUCAUUACCAAGCCUUCUCAGGGUGCGAUGGUGAUAGAAAAGUAAUCAAAGACCCAUCAUGCUACUAUAAGGUGUACUUUAUAUAACCAGAUAUCUUCAAUUUUUUUUACAAUUGUCUUGAAGCAUGAAAUAUGAAAACAUAACUGUAUUACCAAUGUAAUUUUUAGCGCUUUAAGUUCUGAGUAUACGUUGAAUAUUUAUUUUUAUCAUAGGUAGGUGCUCACAAAAAGGUUUAGUGCAUAUUUUACAAAUUUAGGUGCUUUGUUUCCCAAAUACGUAUUUAGGCAGAAUUAUUAAGUACUUAUUUAGUAGAUUAAAAGAAUAUGCAUGUUAAUAUUUCAUUCUAUUGCAUUUGAAACGGCAUAAUGUAAAUGCACACAGCACACUGAACAACUUUUAACUAACAUACCAAUUUAUGUACUUUUAAUGCAUACGAAAUUGCAGUAAACAGUAAUUGGUGCUUUUAAAUAAACUCAAUAAACGGGAAAUGGUCGUUG